Messenger RNA from Exophiala aquamarina CBS 119918, 1098 nucleotides. RefSeq lists its product as uncharacterized. Gene Ontology annotation, cellular component: RNA polymerase I core factor complex. NCBI's taxonomy places the organism in Eukaryota, Fungi, Ascomycota, Eurotiomycetes, Chaetothyriales, Herpotrichiellaceae. Gene Ontology annotation, biological process: nucleolar large rRNA transcription by RNA polymerase I; transcription initiation at RNA polymerase I promoter. The coding region runs from base 1 to 1098 and encodes 365 amino acids. The record is from RefSeq and is a predicted model, not a curated record. Gene Ontology annotation, molecular function: RNA polymerase I core promoter sequence-specific DNA binding; RNA polymerase I general transcription initiation factor activity; TBP-class protein binding. The transcript has a single exon.
AUGGCCAUCUUCGCAGUCCCCCUCAAAUCCUCACAGCCUCCAGGUUUCCCCCAGGUUUCGACCUCGAGAUCAAGAAGUAAUAAACGCAAGCGAUCCAACCAGCUUCCUGAAGACGAGGAGAGAGAAGAAGACACUCCAACCCAUCAGCUGGCAGAUCCGCCAAAACAUAUCCAUAGCCUCGAAUACACUUCUGUGCUUUCUCCUCUUGAGAACAUCCAACGCCGAGUGGCUGGCCACCCUUUGGUUCAACCCCUUCCACCCCUCCCAUUUCCACAUGCUGCUCCCAAACAAACCAAGCCGGACCGUGCUGUUCUAACCGUGAAGCCUGCCCAUACUCCCAGAUCUCUACAUCUCCAACAUCUGGCUGCUUUGAGUGCCAUCAUCCACCGAAGUAUGCUCUCACAAGAUUAUCGCAGGGCUGCAAGAGCCAUGGGCUUAAUGCUACACGAUGAUAAGGUAGCGGGACUCGCUUCCAUAAGGAACAAAGGCUUCAUGGGCAUUGCUGCCGAGAUACUGCUGAGGCAAGACCAGGGGAAAGAGGCCCAGAGACAUUCUUCAGCAAUCCACAUCUCGACUGUGGGGUUAGAAAAUACGAAACGUCUGUACGAAACCCUGAUUAUUCGACAUCCUUAUCAUAAAUCUUGGCCCGAAUCUGUCAAUGCCAUCGAUUUCUAUCUCGCCCUGUUCAACAUCUGGAUCUAUGCUAUGGCCAUCUCUGAUGAAAACUCCGACUCGGCCCUAGCCUCACCUUGCCCUGAUCAGCUAGAUCCCCAAUCCAUUGCAAAGCUGAGGGAGCUUGAUCAAGCUAAUCAGAUUGUAAAUAGAAUGGAUGAGUGCAUGGCAAGUAUUCCUUACAUGGAUGAACCAGAGUUGAUUAGGCUGAGAGCCAUGGUGGGUCUAUGGCUUGCAGACCUCUAUGAAACAUGCCAUGCCUUUGCUGUGCCCCUAGAACAGGUGAGCGAUUCGGAUGACUAUAGUCAAGACCGCCCCGAACAACAACAGGAUACAGGUCCAGAUUACAUCCGCCUGGCACAAGAAUCACGUGCCCGCGCUCAGGUGCUCCUCUCAAAAUUAGCUGGUCGGCCGACCAGCUCCUAG